AUGGGUUUUCCAAGAAACCCUUUCAUUACACCCGUUCCAUCAGUUUGUGAAAAUGGGUAUGCAACAUGCAACUCAUGCUCGGAGAAGACUCAGAAGUGCCAUUCUUGCACCCUGCCUAUCAGAAGAAUGAGGAACCGGAUUCUUGAAGAUGUUGCUGACUCUUUGAGAGUUUGUUGCUCGUUCAAGAAUUAUGGAUGCCCAGCAACUGUGAGGUACCCCGAAAAGAGCAACCACGAAAAGUUCUGUUCUUUCAUAGAGUGCUCAUGCCCCAUUGAAGUUUGCAAUGUUAAGGGAACCUCUGAAAUGAUUUAUGCUCACUGUAAAGUGAUGCAUAAAGAUUUUGUGAAGCCGUUUGUUUUUUGUCGUAAAUUCCCUGUUUCUGUUCGGCUGAAUGAUAAUUUCUUUAUUCUCCAAGAGGAAAACACAGACAUUGUGUUUGUUCUGAACAACACAACGUGUUCUUAUGGGAAUAUUCUUACAAUCUGUUGUCUUGCACCGUCACAAGCUGGAUGCUGCCCCUAUGAAAUUGAAGUGAAUGCCAACUCAAGUCACAAGUUUCACAGUACUACCCAGAACAUUCAAGGCACCGGCAAUUACUAUCGUUCUUUUUCAGGGUUCCUUCUUGAUAGUGACCACGAAUUUUUUGCUGACGGUAUGAUCAAGAUGGAGUUUUGUGUUUAUCGCGCACCGGAGCUUGCUUAA
Molecule: messenger RNA, 702 nt
Organism: Mercurialis annua (annual mercury)
Lineage: Eukaryota; Viridiplantae; Streptophyta; Magnoliopsida; Malpighiales; Euphorbiaceae
Product: E3 ubiquitin-protein ligase SINA-like 10
Exons: 2
Coding region: 1-702 (233 amino acids)
Molecular function (GO): zinc ion binding
Source: RefSeq, a predicted model, not a curated record